Panthera uncia (snow leopard) is the source of this 3169-nucleotide messenger RNA. It is a transcript of the gene LRRC70, whose product is annotated as leucine rich repeat containing 70. The coding region runs from base 15 to 1910 and encodes 631 amino acids. Gene Ontology annotation, molecular function: protein binding. NCBI's taxonomy places the organism in Eukaryota, Metazoa, Chordata, Mammalia, Carnivora, Felidae. The record is from RefSeq and is a predicted model, not a curated record. Gene Ontology annotation, cellular component: extracellular matrix. The transcript has a single exon.
UAGCCAAUUCUGAUAUGAACAGAAAAACCAAGAACAGGGCUAUGUGUGGAUUACAUUUUUCUCUGCCUUGCCUACGACUUAUUCUACUUGUUACCUGUUAUCUUGUAUUAUUAUUCCAUAAAGAGAUUCUUGGAUGUUCGUCCAUUUGCCAGCUCUGCACUGGGAGACAGAUUAACUGCCGUAACUUAGGCCUUUCAAGUAUUCCUAAGAAUUUUCCUGAAAGUACAGUUUUUCUGUACCUGAGUGGAAACAAUAUAUCUCAUGUAAAUGAGAGUGAUUUAACAGGACUUCAUUCUCUUGUAGCGUUGUAUUUGGAUAACUCUGGCAUUGUUUAUGUAUAUCCAAAAGCCUUUGUUCAUUUGAGGCAUCUAUAUUUUCUAUAUCUAAAUAAUAAUUUUAUGAAACGCUUGGAUCCUGGAAUAUUUGAGGGACUUUCCAGUCUUCGUAAUUUAUAUUUACAGUCUAAUCAAAUAUUUUUUGUUCCAAGAGGAGUAUUUAAUGAUUUAGUUUCAGUUCAGUAUUUAAAUCUACAAAGGAAUCGCAUCACUGUCCUGGGGCGUGGUACCUUUGUUGGUAUGAUUGCUCUUCGGAUACUUGAUUUAUCAAAUAAUAAAAUUUUGAGGAUAUCAGACUUAGGCUUUCAGCAUCUUGGAAACCUGGAUUGUUUGUAUCUAGGAGGUAAUAAUUUAACAAGAGUACCAUCAAAUGCUUUUGAAGUACUUAAAAGCCUUAAAAGACUUUCUUUGUCUCAUAACCACAUUGAAGCCAUACAGCCCUUUGCAUUUAAAGGACUUGUCAACUUGGAGUAUCUCCUCCUGAAAAAUUCAAGAAUUAAAAAUGUUACUAGGGAUGGGUUUAGUGGAAUUAGUAAUCUUAAACAUUUGAUCUUAAGUCAUAAUAAUUUAGAAAAUUUAAAUUCCGACACAUUUAGCUUGUUAAAGAAUUUAAUUUACCUGAAGUUAGAUAGAAACAGAAUAAUCAGUAUUGAUAAUGAUACUUUUGAAAACAUGGGAACGUCUCUGAAGAUCCUUAAUCUGUCAUUUAAUAAUCUUACAGACUUACAUCCAAGGGUCCUUAAGCCAUUGUCUUCACUGACUCAUCUGCAGGCAAAUUCUAAUCCUUGGGAAUGUAACUGCAAACUCUUGGGCCUUCGGGACUGGCUAGCGUCUUCAGCCAUUACGCUGAACAUCUCGUGUCAGAAUCCCCUAUCCCUGCGCGGCAGAGCACUGCACUCCAUUAAAUGGACUGAGUUUACAAAUUGUGUUACAUCUUCGACAAAUGUAUCCAGAGCUUGGGCUGUAAAAUCUCUUCAUAUUCAUCACAAGACUACAACGUUAAUGAUGGCCUGGCAUAAAAUAACCACAAAUGAGAAACAUUUGGAAAAUACCGAGAGUGUUACUCUCUGGGAACGAAGUCGUACUUCUCCUGCCAGUAGAUUCUUUCAAGAGAAUACCUUUGGUAAUCCAUUAGAGGCUACUGCAGUGCUGCCUGUGCAAAUACAGCUUACUACUUCUGUUAACUUGAACUCGGAAAAAAACAGUGCUCUACCGAUCGAUGCUGCUUCUGUGUCAGGGAGAACAUCUCUUAUUUGUGCACAAGAAAUUGAAAAGUUGAAUGAGGCUUUUGACAUUUUGCUAGCAUUUUUCAUCUUAGCUUGUGUUUUAAUCAUUUUUUUGAUCUACAAAGUUGUUCAAGUUAAACAAAAAGUAAAGGCACCAGAAAACUCAGGGGAGAACAGACUUGAAUACUACAGCUUUUAUCAGUCAGCAAGGUAUAAUGUAACUGCCCCGAUUGGUAACACUUCCCCAAAUUCUUUAGAGAGCCCUGGUUUGGACCAGAUUCGACUUAACAAACAAAUUGUUCCUGAAAGUGAGGCACAGGUGAUUCUCUUUGAACAUUCUGCUCUAUAAUUCAACCUAAUAUUAGCUGUAAGAAAACUUUGGUGCCGUGGACAUGAAUUAAACUAAAGCCUCCUUAUAGAAUAUAAACUUUACUUGGAAAUAUAAUGAGUUAUAUGAGCUUAGCAUUAAUAAAUACAUGUUUUUAAUAAUUUGUGAAUAUUGUAUUCAGCAUACAUCUCCCUUAAUAGUUGCCAUAUGAAAUAAUAAUAAUAGCUAAUAUUUCUGUGUACCAAGCACUGUGGUAACAAAUACUUCACAUAUCACUUAUAAUCCUUCUAAAGUAGUUGUACAUUUUAUAGGUAAGGAAACCUAGGGAGAUUGAGUUUAAGAAACGGUCCAAACUCUCACUGCUUUUGACACAUUUUAGGUCUGUCUGAUUCCAGAGCCCAUGCUUUUAAUUUCAUGCUAUACUGCUGCCUGGUGCUAAUUGUGAAUGACAUAGGCAUGGUUUGUCUUCUCGGUAAAGCUUGAAAUCUAGAGGAGACACAUGGUUUCUGUACAGGUUGGUAAGUAUUGUACUUGCAGGGUACUGUUGGAUAUAACAUAAGUGGAGGUGAGAGAUAGCUUUAUGAGAGAAGAGACAUUGCGACUGGAUCGUGAAGGGUAAAUAGAAAUGAAGAAAGUUUAAUAAUACUUAAAGGUAACAUCGUAUCAUAGGAGGUGAAGAAAGAAAGAAUCCUGCAUUUCAUCAACUAACUGUAUUCACUAUAGCCAGAGUUGUGAGUGGUGAUGUGAGAUUUACAGUUGGAGAGAAAGAUCAGAUGAUGAAGGAUGUUGUAAUUUCACGUUUUUCCUUAAGGCAGCAGGAAGCCAUGGAAGGAUUUUAAACAGUGGAGUGGCAUAACCAGAUUUACUGUUUGGAGAAUACGUUCUUUCUGGAAGGAGCAACGAGAUGAGAGGCAGGGUUAAUGGGGCAGGAAUAUGAAUCACCAAUCCAGAGGAGAGGUACUAGAGUCCUGGGCCAGGAUAGUGGCAAACAGGACGGAUGGGUUCUGGAGCUACUUUGGAAGUAAGAUGAACUGCCUUGGUGAUUGGCUAUGGGGUGGUAAGCAAUGGGUAUGUCAAAGAUGGUAGUUUUUGGCUUAGCUAUCUUUGUGUUAAAUUUACUGAGCAAAGGAAGGAAAAGGAGUGGGGAUAUGGGCAGGGACAGAAUAAUGAGGUCAAUUUUAGGUACACUGAAUUUGAGGUUCAUAUCUGGUCUCCCAAAUGGAAAUAUUCUGCAAGUAGAAGAUUCGGAGAGAUCUGUCUGGUAAAGGUCAGUAAUUUGU